Messenger RNA from Lottia gigantea (owl limpet), 423 nucleotides. RefSeq lists its product as hypothetical. Bases 1 to 423 code for a protein of 140 amino acids. The record is from RefSeq and is a predicted model, not a curated record. Lineage: Eukaryota; Metazoa; Mollusca; Gastropoda; Lottiidae. The transcript is spliced from 2 exons.
AUGGAACAACUUCGAGAGUAUUUAUUGAAGAAUGAGUGGGUAAGAGAUGGGGGCAUUCCAUCUUUAACCUAUGGUGAACUGGCUCCUACUUCAACGAGCUACUUAGACAAAUGGCUUGCUGAUUUUGAGAGCAAAACGUUGAACCCAGUAAGCGGAUUUGAAGAAAAUAAAGAUGGCAAUACUGAUUACAUUGCAAAAAUAUCGAUGCCCAUAGAAAAACAGAUUCCUCAACUAGAAAAGGGGCUUUAUGGACAGGGCUGGUCAGUAACUAAGAAAAGCAGUAAUCAGAUUACAGUGGUCAAAGCUGCCGAAUUUACUCCCAAGAAUGAUGUUUCAACAGCAUCUAAGCCAGUGAACACCAGUGUAAAAGAUACCAACAGGAAAACCGAGAAGGAGAAGAAGAAAACAUUUAAUUAUUCAUAA